Schistosoma haematobium is the source of this 2882-nucleotide messenger RNA. RefSeq lists its product as uncharacterized. The coding region runs from base 1571 to 2125 and encodes 184 amino acids. Lineage: Eukaryota; Metazoa; Platyhelminthes; Trematoda; Strigeidida; Schistosomatidae. The transcript has 4 exons. The record is from RefSeq and is a predicted model, not a curated record. Gene Ontology annotation, biological process: glycogen catabolic process. Gene Ontology annotation, cellular component: cytoplasm. Gene Ontology annotation, molecular function: pyridoxal phosphate binding; glycogen phosphorylase activity.
AUACUACUUAUCAAUUAGACAUGAGGAUAUGUUCAUAAAAUUCACUUUUUAUCUGAUGUGAGAUUCAAUCAAGAGAAAAUGUACCAAUCAUAUCUAAUACACUUGUUACUAGAUUGAGAUUGUUUAUUAUGUAAUUCUAUGUUCACUUGAGAAUAGUUUCAAUGUAUUAAAUUACUGUUCGGUUUAGCGAACUAUGUUUGCACACUUAUGAGGGGAUAUUGUUUAGUUAAGAAAAAAGCACACUCAAGUUAAUUGUGUUGAAGAAAGAUUUUCACUGAAAGCACUUCACCUAAAUAUAUCAAUAUCUCGAAAACACCGACCCAUAAUGGAUAAGCUAACAAAGGAGUAUUUAUGCAAAUGAAAGUACCUCACAGGGAAAGUAAAGAUUGUCACUAAAUGAGAUAAUAAAAAUAUCCUUCAUAAACUUUGUUAUGUUUUUAGAAUGUAAUACCAUAUUUAAGUGAAACUUCUGUGGUAGCUUACAAUGGAAUUCAUAAUGCACGUUUCGUACUAUUCGAGAUACAUCAGCUUGGUACGCUUGAAUCCGUGUUGAUAUUCAUACCGGGCCUCGAACCCAGUACCUAUCGGAGCACUCAGCUAGCGAUACACCUAUGUCAAAGAAACUGAUCAAUUUCAGUUCAUAACACUAACAAAUAAAAGAUCAAAGCCUUUAUAAGUGAAAAUAAUAUCAUUAUAUUUAAAAUAGAAGACCAGCAAAACACACCAACAUGUUAUAUUCAGUAUUCUCAAAUUACCCGCAUGUUGAAUUCGGAAAGCAUGUUUGUAAUUGCUUAGAGUUGAUUUAGAAAUAUACAUUCUUAGAUGAAGAGGUUUAUCAUCAUUCCUAGUUUGUCGUUUAUUUAGACAAUGUUGAAUUUGACACUGAUGUUGUUGAAUAAGCAUGCACUAAUUUAGUUAAGCAAGAUUAUGAGUUACAUGUUAGUUGAUAUGGAUACCAGUAAACUGAGCAUCUGAUUUGCUCACAGUCUCACUUUUUAUAGAUGAUCAGACUGCCUACUUAUGAGUAGCUAAAAGUUACGAUGUUUGGUAAUUAUUCUAACGUAAACAGUUUAAGCUAAAUGGUUGCGUAAGCGAUCUCUAUUUUCCACUUUGUUUCAAGGGAGUAGAUUUAUCCAUCUUUUGGUUCCGAAUUUUUUUAUCUUUGUUGCUCAGCACAAAUACAUAAAAAUAAUUACAGUAUGUUAGAUAGAAUCACAAUAUGAAGGUAGAGCACACUUAGUGUCCUUGAUCACUAUAAUAAUCCUUUUUAGAUAUCUGUGUCACCAACCUAACCACGCAAAUGCAAACUACAGUCUUCGUUAACUGAACUUCUCUCGGUUGUCAGUAAAGCAUGACACAAGUUUGGAAUGAUAUCAUGAAUGGUACAAUGGUAAACCAUCAUUGAAAACCUGGAAGCAUUGUAUGGCCGUUUCGUCCUGGUAUGAAACACCUCAAUAGUGCGCAUCUACCAUCCCUCACACGAGACUGGAACUCAGGACCUUCGGUCUCGCGCACAAUAAUGAUCGCUCAUUUAUUCUAGCUUGGUUUGGAUAUUGAAGAAUUAGAAGAAAUGGAAUGUGAUGCAGGACUUGGCAAUGGUGGUUUGGGUCGACUGGCUGCAUGUUUUCUUGACUCAAUGGCUACAAUUGGUUUAGCAGCUUAUGGUUACGGAAUACGUUAUGAAAAUGGCGCUUUUCAUCAGAUGAUAAAGGAUGGAUGGCAGGUUGAAGAACCGGAUGAAUGGUUACUUUAUGGUAAUCCUUGGGAGAAAGAACGCCCUGAAUUCACUCGCAUAGUUCAGUUUUACGGUACAGUUAUGCGCAAUCAUUUAGAUCAAUGUAAAUGGGUUGACACAGAAACAAUAUGCGCCCUACCUUAUGAAGUUCCUAUACCUGGAUAUCGUAAUCAGACAUGUAAUACGCUUAGAUUAUGGUCCGCUAAGGGCAGGAAAUACUUUGAUACGAAAAUUAUUCAUAACAAUGAUUAUAUAAAUGCUAUACUUGGCCGUAAUGAAGCUGAAAAUAUUUCUCGUGUUCUUUAUCCAAUUGAAAGUGCAUUCGAAGGUAAAGAAUUGCAAUUAAAACAGGAAUACUUUCUUGUAUCCGCUACAUUGCAAGUAAGCUGAAACGUUUAUCUAUCAUCCAUGAUUUCAUCUGUGGUUAUGUAUAAUAUGAUUUAUUUUAGCCAUUCGAUAAUAACUGCGACUAAUCGAUUUAAACAGUUGAUCACCUUAACAUAAACAUCAAACACAAUUUACAGUUGAUUGAUCAUUAGGUAGUGAUCAGUGUUACGUGUGUUAUGUUAUUCUUAGUGCAGAUCGAAUUCUAUCAACCAAGUUGCAAUGUAGUCACUGGUCUAGGUGACUUGACACCGCGUGCUCGAAACCUAGGUUCAAGGCUUCCUGUUGACUACCUCCAACCACCAUUUCACUAAACACAAUGAAUAAACAAUUGUUCAAACAGUUUUAUGGGUCUUUUUUGGGGGGUGGGGUAGACGGAGAAUAGUGAGGAUACUUUUAGUUUAGAGUGUGAAUCGCUUUCAACAGAGAAAGAUAUAUAUAAAUCAUGUGGUCAAGUUUAAAAGUAAAUGCUCAUAUCGAACCACACAAAAAACAUGAUGAAACUAUGGUGUGUAAUGUAAUCUUGUUAUAAUAUUAAAUAAUUUCAUCUUAUUCGUAUUAAUUAAGUGCCACUCAUAUUACUAAAUAGUGAAAGAAAACUGUAUUACUGUAUCUUAAAAGUUCUCAAUCCAUUUACUUUAUGAAUUUCAUACUGAGUAAAAUAUACUUACUUACUUACUUACUGACUUACGCCUGUUACUCCCAAUGGAGCAUAGGCCGCCGACCAGCAUUCUCCAACCCACUCUGUCCUGGGCCUUCCCUU